UACUUCACAGUUGAUCUCUGUCCGAGGCAGAGGCGCAGGCUUCAACUCCUCUCCUCAGCCUCUCUGCCUCUCCCACUGUCCUUCUCUCUGUCUAGCUUCUCCCUCAGUCCCCGUGUGCUUAGCACACGAGCCCACUAGAGUGGAGGGAGCCAUGGCUUUGAAAACAUUAUUCCUCCUGUUCCAGCUUUGCUCCACAUGGAACGUUUUACUAGCAAAAGAGAACGGUGGAUUUCAUUCAGAUUGCCCUGUUGAUCUAUUCUUUGUGCUGGACACAUCUGAGAGUGUCGCUUUAAGACUUCAGCCCUAUGGGUCCCUUGUAGAUCUUGUCAAGAAGUUCACCAUAAAUUUCGUGGACAAGCUACAGGACUGGUACUACCGAUGUGACCAGAUACUGCAGUGGAAUGUUGGAGCACUACACUACAGCGACGUAGUGAAGAAGAUCCAACCUCUCAGUUUUAUGAGCGCGGCUGGAAAGUCAGAGAUGAUUCAGAACGUUAAACAAUUGACUUACAUUGGCAAAGGCACAUUCACAGACUGCGCCAUACGGGAAGGAAGUGAAGAACUUCUGCUGGGUGGCUCUCACCACCCGGAGAACAAGUACAUGGUUGUGGUGACAGAUGGACAUCCAAUUGAAGGAUACAAGGAGCCAUGUGGAGGGUUGGACAGUGCAGCGUCCGAUGCAAAGAGCCAGGAGAUAAAGAUAUUUUCAGUGGCCAUCACACCAGAUCACGUAGAAGCGAGACUGAAUCUGAUUGCUACUGAUGUCCGAUAUCGACGUAACUACACAGCAACAACUGACAAUGAGGUGGAAUUAAACAAAACAAUUGACAGCAUUCUUCAAACUAUUUAUGGUGAAGUGGAACCAGUGUGUUGCUCCUUUGAGUGCCAGGCAGCAAGAGGAUCACCUGGGAACCCUGGGGAUUCAGGAGAAAAGGGUUCAGAUGGACGUCGAGGCCCUCAUGGCCCUAUUGGCCCACCUGGACCUAUGGGUAAACCUGGUGAUGUUGGACCGGCUGGUCAUCCGGGUAUGAAGGGUGACAAAGGAGAACGCGGUCCAAAGGGUGACAGAGGACACAAAGGAUUCAAGGGUGCAAAGGGCUUCCCUGGCAGAGAUGGUAAAGAUGGCCUGAAGGGUGAGCCUGGGUAUGCUGGUCUACCAGGCUGCAUUGGAUCUCCAGGAUCUCCUGGUCCACCAGGACUACAAGGCCUUAAAGGAGAUCCAGGUCCAUUUGGAAAUAAAGGACAAAAGGGUGAAUCCGGCUUAGAUGGAGAACCAGGACGACCUGGACCUGUUGGGAGACCGGGAGAUAAGGGAAAUCCUGGUCCCAGAGGAAGUAACGGAGAUCCCGGGGAGAGAGGUGAUGAUGGACCUCCAGGAAAUGACGGAGAAGGUGGUGAGCAGGGUCCUCCCGGUGAAUCAGGACUGCCAGGACCUCCAGGUCUAAGAGGAGUUAGGGGACCUAAGGGAGAUGUUGGUCCUGAUGGUCAACCAGGACAUGAAGGUCCUCCUGGAAUUAGUGGCGAGCCGGGAGAGCCUGGCCGACCAGGACCUAGGGGAUUUAAAGGCGAUAUGGGACGUCCAGGACAAGAGGGAGCCAGGGGACCCAGAGGUCCAAAGGGCUACCCAGGUGAUCCAGGCCCAAUGGGUAACAUGGGAGAAAUUGGUAGCCCUGGCAACGGGACCACGGGACCACCUGGAUUACCCGGUAUCCCCGGCAUACAAGGAAACCCAGGACCAAAUGGAACAAGAGGCUUCCCAGGACCAAAAGGUGACGAUGGGGAACCCGGAGAUUCUGGUGUUGAUAAUGAUGUUCCAGGUGAAAAAGGUCGUAAAGGGGCCAAAGGUUACAGAGGAGCAGAGGGGAAAGCGGGACCUCCCGGACCCCCAGGACCACCAGGACCUUCUGAGUGUGAAAUAUUGGACAUCAUCAAGCGCAUGUGUUCUUGCUGUGAGUGCAAGUGUGGGCCCAUUGACCUCCUGUUCAUAGUGGACAGCUCGGAGAGUAUCGGGAACGAAAACUUCGCUCUAGCCAAGCAAUUUAUAAUCACGGUGAUCGAAAGGCUAAGCAGGGAUGAAAAAAUCAGGUUUGAUGGCAAGGAGUCCAACAUUGGAGUUGUCCAGUACAGUCAUGCGGGAACUGAGGAGCUGGUCUCAAUGGCCAAUCCCAACAUUAACACUCUACCGGAGCUAAAAGUUGCAAUCAAGAAUCUCAAAUGGAUUGCUGGAGGAACAUUUACAGGGACAGCGCUGGACUGGUCGAAGACUGCUUUUGGGAGAUCACUUAACCAAGCACGGGUUGUCCUGGUCCUCACUGAUGGGCGGACAGACCUUUUGAGAGAUCCCAAGUCAUUGUCAUCGCUCUGUAAUGAAGCUAACGUUGUCUCAGUUGGUGUGAGUGAUAUUUUCCAGAAUGCACCAGCCUCUGAAAGCCUAAAGCAGAUUGCUUGCGAAACGUCUUCAAAUCCUGGGUUAAGCUUGCAUCGAGACACCUUCAUGGAGCUGCUGGAGGAUGCCUUCCUUGAAAAUGUAACUCAAUUCAUCUGCAAAGAAAAGAAUUGCCCAGACUAUUCUUGCCCCAUUCAAUUCAACGUGUCAACAGACAUCACCUUUGUAGUUGACAGUUCCACCAGCGUAGGGAGCAAGAACUUUGAGACCACCAAGACUUUCGUUAAGCGGCUGGCAGAGCGGUUCCUAGAGGCCAAGGUCAAACCUGGCGCCUCGGUGCGCCUCGCCCUGAUGCAGUACAGCAAAAACCAGGUCCUAGAGGCGCAAUUCUCUGAUAACUACAGUGAUGUUGCAGAGAGGAUUGAGCAGAUGGAGUUCAUGAAUGAUGCGACGGAUGUUGCAGCUGCCCUGAGUCGCGUGAUUGCAAACUACCAGACCAACAGCCAGAAUGCCAACAGGAAGAUCCUCAUGUUCAGUGAUGGCAGAUCCCAGGGAGAUCUGGUGCACACCAUAGAACAGCAGGCGCAAGCAGCAAAAGUGGCUAAUGUGGACGUGUAUGUCAUUGCUGUAGGUGACCAGGUUCACGAAAACAAUCUGCGGGCUUUGGUAGCUGGCAAGGCAAUUGACUAUGAUAUAGAUCACGGCGCUCGCCAUCUCUUCCGGGUGAAGGACUACCCCACCCUUUUGAAAGGUGUAUUUUACCAAACGAUUAGCAAACAAAUGUCUCUUAAAUAACAGUGAAGAAAUUCUUAAGCCCUCUAAACUCUUCUAUUUUAUGCAUUUUGAUAAAGUGGUUACUAUCUUUGGGAAUUUGCUCUCUUAGGAUUUGUAUUUACUUUACAAAGAGAAUUUGCUUUCUAGAAUUCUACAUCCCCUACCACUGUCUACUUACCAUUCAAGAUUUCACCCACGUGUACUCCUCUUGCCCUUAUAGGCCCCAUACCCCCAUCUAUUCUCUUCUGACUGGGAGUGUGGGUAGACCUUGCCUUUUCAUUGUGGCUCCAUGCACAGCCAGCAAAAAGCAUACUUUCCCUAAGUUAAGGUGAGUCAAGGCGGUUUUCUCUGCAUGUUCCACUUAGUACUCAAAAGAGCUGCCUUUGUAUUGCUUAGAAAUAACCACGAGGAUAGAAAUUGCCCGUUGUUACAACCAUUUUCUGGGCCUAACACCUUUUCCGAAGGUGAACUGACCAAUUUUGUAGUACAAUUUGAAGGCCUGGAAAAUGCCACAUUGGUUUGGGCUGAUUUUCCUGCUUCUGGGAGCUAAAGUGGGUGUUCAUCCCUUUGCAUGUGCCAAUGAGGAAGGGCCUAAGGCAUGUUUUAGAACUUUGCUGCACAGAGCCCUUGAGCAUUGGGCCUGCUCGGCUCAAGUUCUCUUGGCAUAGAUGGGAACGCGUAAAUGGCUGUCACCGAAAAGGUAAGUUCACAGCGCUCUUGCCGGUCACAAUUGGUAGCCCCCACCCCAUUAUCCUACCCCCACCACGUGGCUUACCUGAGGGUAGCUGCUGGUGAGGCAUUUUGCCUGCACAGUGGCAAACAGCCUCUAGAGGCAUGACAGGCCUGAGGCCCAAUUAUGGUGGGGCCAUGGGGCCUCCCAGCCUGUCUUGCUCCUGAUGUGUUCCUGUGCCUCGAUUCAACCUCUAAAUAAUUGCUAUGCCCUUGUUGAGUGCAUGUGAAGCAGAUCAGAAGACCUACCUUGCUAAACACAGCUGCAACUUUUAGAAAAACCAUUUCAUUCUUGGCUAUUCACUCCCUUUUGCUGCCUUUGUUGGGGCUGAAAUGAAAGAAGCGGGACUCAAUAGUGAAUUCUAUUCCCAGCUGGCCCCAUACUCAUUGGUAUCCCUUGAUAAAGUAUUCUGUGCAUAUCAUAAUAGUUGGAGUGAAUUCCUUUGAGCAAUUCCUUCUAAAAUUCCACUACAGCAUGUAGUCAACUGUUAACUUACAGAAUGGGCCAAUAGCACUGCACUGACACCUGUCAUACAAAAUAAGCAUCCCAACAGUUAUUCCACUAGAUCACUGUGGAUCUGCAUUGUACUGCAGCCUUGUGACAAAACACUGUUUGAAAAUGUUCCCGUGACGUCCAUAAAAUUCAACCCAAGCCUUGGACUGCAUUUGAGGACAUUAAUGGUCAGAUUUUCCACCAGCCAGUGAGUGCAGGUCAUGUGAUUCAUAAGUUCAGGCCACAGGACCUUAAGGCUAUUUGUGCUUUAUUGGCUGCAGAACUCAAAGCUUUGAAUAAGGAAGUUGGAAGGACAUUUUGUAAUUAAGCAAUUAGUUGUUUAUAGCCCAGCUAAAUAUUUAAAAUGUCAGUACCCAACAGACAGUACAAUUGCAGUUUAACUCAUCCUCCUAAAAUGAUUCUUGUUGAUAAUGAAUUGGAAUUAAACAUUUGAGAGAAACAGACUGACUCUGCUUUGUUUAUGUGCAAUAAUACCUGCUGUUUAUGUCCAGAUGUGGAAUAAGCACCAGGAAAGGCCAUUAAAACAGGGAGUUAUGGAUGAGGUCAAGGGAAAAUUGGAUGUCUAUAAAUGGGAAUCGAGAGCCAAUUGGAUGCCCUUCUGAGGGGAGAAGGGAUUGAAGUAUACAAUGCAAAGGGGGCUCGUUGGUGUUGAUUUACAGAAAGGGGACAGGCUUUUUGGGUCUGGCAAUAAUUUCCACAUGUUCUUGUAUUAAUGUGCUUCAGAACCAAAAGUUUGACAGAUCUUGCCAUUGCUUCUGUAAAGUAGGUACAGAUUUGCGUGGUGCCAUCACUAUUGCAUAGUACAUGGCUGUGAUCGUUUCCUCACCCCCUAUGGUUUGCUGUGAAAGAUCGUGAUCGAAAAUGCCUUUACCGAAAGAAAGCGUUACUCAGUAGAUUAUUUAAGAUUUCUGUACUAUGAAGAUAAGGGAUGACAAAAAAUGGAUUCUUGGUGGACGUUUUAUAACAUAGGGAAUGAUUCUAGGAGAAUGUUUCGGAAGCUGCAUUCAUGCUGAGACUUAAUACCAUUCAACUUUUUCUUUCAAUGUAUAAACUGUGUUAUGAUCAACAAGUAACCAUUUUGAAUGUAAAUAAAAAAGUUACUUUAAAGUAAUCUUAUACUGGUGCUACAAGCAUAGAGGGUGAUCUAGAAGAAACGUACAACACAAGUCAUUUUUCGGACCGUGUGAGAGAUAAAAAUUUGCUUUAAUCUAUUUGUAUUUUGCAGAACACAUUUUGUACUUGUAAAAUAUAGACGUUUUUUAAUUGAUCUGUACCAUGUUUGCAGUUGCAUUUGUAAUGACACAGGGUCAUAUAUGGAUUAGGUCAUCAGUACUUAAUAAAAGGUUUUCACGUUCACGAA
Carcharodon carcharias (great white shark) is the source of this 5763-nucleotide messenger RNA. It is a transcript of the gene col6a1, whose product is annotated as collagen, type VI, alpha 1. Lineage: Eukaryota; Metazoa; Chordata; Chondrichthyes; Lamniformes; Lamnidae. The transcript has 35 exons. The coding region runs from base 152 to 3181 and encodes 1009 amino acids. The record is from RefSeq and is a predicted model, not a curated record.